CUUGCGUCCAGCCAUUUGAAGAUUGUAGCCUCUGACAGGUCAACAGAGGACAGCGACUUGACAGUUUCCCGCACGGACGCGCAGAAAUCAAGACAAAAUGGCAGACAACAAAGAAACUGAGCCCCAGCCAAAUGCACAGCAAGCUCAAGAUUCACAGCCAGCUCAAGAUCCACAGAGCCUGGUGUCUCGUGUGGGUAACCUGCCUCUGUUAAGCUCGACCUAUCAGAUGCUGUCGAGUGCCUACAGCACCACUAAAGAGAAUGUGCCCCUGCUGAAGGGGGUGAUGGAUGUGGCCGAAAGUGGGGUGUGCACCCUAGCAGCGGCCGCUUCCACUGGCUCCAAGCCCAUACUGGACCGCCUGGAGCCUCAGAUUACUGCUGUGAAUGAAUAUGCCAUGUUGGGUCUGGAUAAGGUGGAGCAGAAGCUGCCCAUAUUACAGCAGCCUGCAGAUAAGGUUGUGUCAGACAUGUACAGUUCUGUCACUGGAGCCAAAGAUGCCAUGAUUGGGGCAGUCAUGGGGGGAGUGGAGAUGACCCGUGCAGCUGUGAAUGAGCGCAUAAACACAGUGAGCCAGAUGGUCAGCAGUGGGGUCAACAUGGCCCUGAGUCAUUCCGAGAGCUGGGUGGACCACUACCUGCCAAUGAGCGAGAAAGAACUGGCUGCACUGUCUGAACCCGUCCCAAGUGAAGAAGCAGCAGCCAUGGUGAGCUCCAGUCCAGCAGGUUCUGGUUCCAGUUCCGACUCCAGUCCCAGCUAUUUCGUCCGCCUGGGCAAACUCUCUGCCAAGGUGCGUGAGCGUGCGUUGGAGCAGUCGCUGGGGCGUGCCCGAAACGCCCGCGAUGCCACCCACGCGGCCGUGACGCAGAUCAGCAGCACGCUGGACCUCUUGGAGAAUGCCCGCACCACUCUGGUCACCGCCAACCAACAGCUAGGGGGCGCUCCUGAACAGUUGAUGCAGCGCUGGAAAGAGUGGCAGCAAAGGCAACAGCAGCAGGGUCAGCUACAGGGAGGAGAGGGUGAAGGGACGCAGGGGGAGCAGAGCAUGGAAGUGGAUGGGACCAGCAACCAGGGAAUGCAGUUAGAGAGCUGGACCCUAUCCAUGGCGCGUGACCUGACGGGGCAGCUGCGAACGGCCUGCUCCACGGUGGUGUCCAGUGCACAGGGUCUCCCCAGCACCGUGCAGGAGCAGUUGCUCAACGCUCGCCACACCGCAGAGGAGCUCCAGCGCUCCCUGGGCAACGCCAGCACCCUCACGCCACAACUCCUACAGCAGACACGCAACCAGAUAACACAGGUGCGACAGUCUUUGGAUGGAGUGGUGGAGUAUCUGCUCCACAACACCCCUCUGAACUGGCUGGUGGGGCCCUUCGCACCCCAGAACACUGAGAAACCAGGGAAGGCAGAGGCCACAGCUCAGCCAGCUCCCCCAAGUCAGGCCUGAAGACUGAGCCUCAGAGAUGGCAAACAACUAAACUAUACUCUCCAAGUGCCUAUACUCCAAGUGCCUACAUACUCUCCAAGUGCCAAGAGUAACAGCAUUGAUAACUGUGCUGUUGGAUCACUAUUAAAUAGUGUGUUUACAUUAAGUAGGUUAAUUCAAGAAGUGUCUGUGCCUGUAUUAAUAAAGAAUACAUUCAUAAAGUAUUCUAAGAAAAAAUAAUUAAUUCUAAUAUAAUGUUGGGCUGACAGUAUGUCACUAAAAUUGAAUUUAAAUAUUGUCUGGUGUGAUCCAUUAGACAAUGUAAGCAUCCUGUUAAAAAUACUUUCAAGAUAGGCCUACUGUAUCACAGUUUACAAAUUUUCCCCAAAGCAUUUUGCUUUACUUGACAAAGUCAAGGAGUGAUUACAUUUUGAUUGCAUACUGGUAUUUAAAAAUAAUAAGAGGUUGUUGUACAUGUAUUAAUAAAGAAUUAUUCUAUAA
Messenger RNA from Alosa alosa (allis shad), 1921 nucleotides. RefSeq names its product perilipin 3 (gene plin3). The transcript has 8 exons. The record is from RefSeq and is a predicted model, not a curated record. Gene Ontology annotation, biological process: lipid storage; positive regulation of triglyceride storage. Gene Ontology annotation, cellular component: cytosol; lipid droplet. The coding region runs from base 98 to 1441 and encodes 447 amino acids. Lineage: Eukaryota; Metazoa; Chordata; Actinopteri; Clupeiformes; Clupeidae.